AUGACGAUUGGAAAACCAGAAGUUCAACAAACGAGCGGCGCAAAUAUUAACGAGGCAGCAACAAGUGCAUACUUAAUAGGACCCUGGGUCAAAAAUAGCCCGACUCUAGGUCCAAACGGAUUGGCCGAGUAUAGUGUGACCGUUAAAGAAGAAAAAAUAUUCAACUCAUUCACAAUCCGACCCAAAAUAUGCACCGAUUUGUCGCAAUGUUUUGAUGUCAAUACCCUUAAAAUCACCCCGGACACGAACCAGACAACACGCUUGUUGAAUUUUGGUGACCCCACCUAUGGACCUACUGUUAAAGCUUUACGGUGUAGUAAAGUGGGCACAAAUAUUAGUGCAGCCGACCCCACCAAAGACCUGCCCAAUCAACCUGGUAAAGAAUUUUGUUCAAAAUUAGACAACUUAGAUUGUUAUGAGGACAGCAUCAAGAAUAUGAUACAUGUAAAACAAUUGAAGUUCCAAUACUACAAGAUUGGAAAUUUGACCAAGAUGCAAAAGGAUAUUAUCCAACUAAAACUGGAAAUUCUUUAACAUAUACAUUUAAAAAUGUUAUUACUGAUUCAAUUGACGUAUGUUUCA
Oppiella nova is the source of this 582-nucleotide messenger RNA. The record is from the annotation of a GenBank genome assembly. NCBI's taxonomy places the organism in Eukaryota, Metazoa, Arthropoda, Arachnida, Sarcoptiformes, Oppiidae.